Messenger RNA from Trichoderma gamsii, 2286 nucleotides. RefSeq names its product catalase/peroxidase HPI. The transcript has 3 exons. The record is from RefSeq and is a predicted model, not a curated record. Gene Ontology annotation, cellular component: cytosol. Gene Ontology annotation, biological process: cellular response to hydrogen peroxide; hydrogen peroxide catabolic process. Gene Ontology annotation, molecular function: catalase activity; heme binding. NCBI's taxonomy places the organism in Eukaryota, Fungi, Ascomycota, Sordariomycetes, Hypocreales, Hypocreaceae. The coding region runs from base 1 to 2286 and encodes 761 amino acids.
AUGGGCGACGCCGGAAAGUGCCCCGUAAACCACAUCAACGCCGCUGGCGGUGGAACUCGAAACAAGGACUGGUGGCCCGAGUCUUUAAAGUUGAACAUUCUUCGUCAGCAUACAAAUGUCACCAACCCUCUGGGUGAAGAUUUCGACUAUGCGGCCGCUUUCAAGACCCUUGACUAUGAUGCCGUCAAGAAGGACUUGACGGCCCUCAUGACCGAUUCGCAAGACUUCUGGCCCGCCGACUUUGGUCAUUAUGGAGGUCUAUUUGUUCGUCUGGCCUGGCAUUCCACCGGUACAUAUCGUGUCUUCGACGGGAGAGGAGGCGGUGCACAAGGCCAACAACGAUUCGCGCCUCUCAACAGCUGGCCCGACAACGUGAGCUUGGACAAGGCUCGACGUCUGCUUUGGCCCAUCAAGGCAAAGUAUGGCAACAAGCUCUCAUGGGCUGACCUCAUUGUUCUGUCCGGCAACGUGGCCCUCGAAUCCAUGGGUUUCAAGCCCAUAGGCUUCGCAGGUGGCCGUUCAGACACUUGGGAAGCUGACGAGGCUGCCUACUGGGGUGGCGAAACUACAUGGCUGGGCAAUGACGUCCGAUAUGCCCACGGCUUUGCGGGAGCUGCCAAAGAUCACGGAGUGGUCGACUCCGACGAGAGGCAGCACACUGAUGUCCACUCCCGCGAGCUCGAGGCCCCCCUAGGAGCAGCACACAUGGGACUUAUCUACGUCAACCCGGAGGGCCCGGAUGGCAACGCUGAUGCUCUAGCCGCGGCCCGAGACAUUCGCAUCACUUUUGCCCGUAUGGCAAUGAACGAUGAAGAGACGGUGGCUUUGAUUGCUGGUGGCCACACUUUCGGCAAAACCCACGGCGCAGGCCCUACGAGCCAUGUAGGCCCUGAGCCUGCGGGUGCUCCUCUUGAGAACCAAGGUCUUGGCUGGGUCAGCACUUUUGGUUCUGGAAAGGGCGCUGAUACCAUCACCAGUGGCCUGGAGGUUACUUGGACCAAGACACCGACCAAGUGGAGCAACCAGUUCCUCGAGUACCUUUUCAAGUACGAAUGGGAGCUUACCAGGAGCCCUGCUGGAGCGAAGCAGUGGGUGGCCAAGAACGCUGAGCCGUUUAUUCCCCACGCUUUCGAUCCUAACAAGAAGCUGCUGCCCACCAUGUUGACCACAGACUUGGCGCUGCGUGUCGACCCUGCUUACGAGAAGAUCUCUCGCCGUUUCUUGGAGAACCCCGAUCAGUUUGCUGAAGUGUUUGCCAAGGCCUGGUUCAAGCUGACGCACCGUGACAUGGGACCACCUACUCGCUACGUGGGCCCCGAGAUUCCCAAGGAACAGUUCUCUUGGCAGGAUCCUAUUCCCGCAGUCAACUACACUCUGAUCAACGACAGCGACGUUGCCGCUCUCAAGAAGGAAGUUUUGGCAUCUGGAGUUACACCCUCCAAGCUGAUUUCCACUGCCUGGGCAUCUGCUUCAACUUUCCGUGGCAGUGAUAAGCGAGGUGGCGCCAACGGUGCUCGCAUUCGCCUGGCGCCACAGAAGGAUUGGAAGGCGAACAACCCUGCUCAGCUGGCUGAGGUUCUGCAGGCUUUGGAGAAGGUUCAGCAGAAGUUCAACAGCUCGCAGAGCGGUGGCAAGAAGGUAUCUCUUGCUGACCUGAUUGUCUUGGCGGGAUCUGCGGCUAUUGAAAAGGCCGCCAAAGACGCCGGACACGACAUCACUGUUCCGUUUACUCCUGGCCGUAAUGACGCCACUCAGGAGCAGACUGAUGUUGAGUCGGUUGGCCACCUCGAGCCUGUCGCUGAUGGUUUCCGAAACUACGGCAAGUCUACCCAGAGAGUCAAGCUAGAGCACCUCUUGGUCGACAAGGCCCACCUUCUCACUCUCUCGGUGCCUGAACUCACAGUCCUCAUUGGCGGUCUUCGUGUUCUAAACACAAACUACGACGGCUCAACUCACGGUGUCUUCACCAACCAGCCUGGUGUGCUUACCAAUGACUUCUUUGUCAAUCUUCUGGAUAUAGGAACUGUCUGGAAGCCCAACCCCUCUGACAAUGAUCUCUUUGAGGGCAGUGACCGCAAGAGUGGUGCUAAGAAGUGGACUGCGACUCGUGUUGACUUGGUUCUCGGCUCUCACCCCGAACUGCGGGCUGUUGCGGAAGUAUACGGCAGCUCCGAUUCCAAGCAGAAGUUUGUAAACGACUUUGUGGCGGCUUGGACAAAGGUUGCGAACCUGGAUCGUUUUGAUCUUCCGAAGGAGUCUCCCUUGAGGCCAACUAGCCGCUUGUAA